Molecule: messenger RNA, 2327 nt
Organism: Toxorhynchites rutilus septentrionalis
Lineage: Eukaryota; Metazoa; Arthropoda; Insecta; Diptera; Culicidae
Gene: Cnb
Product: myosin heavy chain, striated muscle
Exons: 3
Coding region: 75-2246 (723 amino acids)
Biological process (GO): mitotic cytokinetic process; regulation of cilium assembly; centriole replication
Cellular component (GO): centrosome; centriole
Source: RefSeq, a predicted model, not a curated record
GUUUAUUGAAGUGAUUUGUUUUGGCUAUCGGCGAUUUUUGUUGAUAUAGUUGUUCAUCUGUAAUCAAAUAUGUAAUGAGCGAUUCCGGCGAAACGGAUGUUUUGUUACUAAUUCCACCGGAUUUCUUUAGCAUAGAAACGGGUUCCGCUUCAGUGCCCAGUGCUAGUUGCGAAUAUUACAGGGAAUACCCGCGAUCCUCGGACAGAUUGAGCAGCCGAGGAUCAUUCUCUUUUGCGCCUGGAUAUCACGAAUCGAUCGAUCGACAAUCGUACAUCAGUUCCAUUGGGGCAAUGAGCGGCGAUAAAAGAAACGAUUAUUACUACAAUGAGACGGGAAAUGGAUACGGAUUUCCAACGCACGCAGAUGCUUGUAAUCUGUUUUAUUCAACACCUAUUAAAGGGCAACUAGGGAACGACCAUAAUGCGCAACCCAAGGACCAACGUCUAUUACACGAAAUAGAUCAAUUUUUACAAGAUGGAAAUCAGCCAGCUAGCCAAGGAGUCCUACCUGUUGAAUCGCGGAAGAGUCUGGAAAGCUCUCUGAUUGAUAUUAAUAGCGUGUCCGUCAGCGAGUUUCCCUCACUUACAAAUGCCGAUUUCAAUGGAUUUGCUAAACCAGUCGUAAACAGUAUACCGCAGAAACCCCCACGGAAGGAUUCGCAGCAGACUUCCACAUGGUCGUCACUUGGUACACGAGCUCCGAUGUUGAGUCUUAACGACAUAUGGAAGAAUAAUGCAAUCAAUCAAGAAAGUUCUAAAGUGCAAGAAGAACGGCUGAGGAGGCAGCAUUGUGAGCGGAACAUUCAUGCACUUCAAGCGAAAUUACUUGAAUAUGAGCAAAAAAUUGCUGUGGCAAUUGAUGUAGACAAAGAGAAGGAAGCAAUAAUUCAUCGGUUAGAGGAAGAAUCUACGCGGUUCAAUAAUCAAAUUCGUGAUCUUGAAUUGAAACACGUUGAGAGUCAUGAAAAAUUAAUGCACGAAAAUUUAGAAUUGAAAAACAAGAAUCUGUUUCUGGAGAAGGAACUUUCCGAAACCAUUGCCGUUGUUCGCAAACUGCAGGAUAAAAAUGAAAUGUUGGAAUCAAAAGUAGAGUGUCUUACAACUGCUAAUCGAGACGUGACAGAUGUCCAUAAGAAUCAACUUAAAGAUUUAGAAAUACGGUUGUCUAACAGCAGAGAUAAUGAGCGCGGUUUAAGGGAUCAGUUAUCUAAGUUGAAAAAGACGAACGAUCAACUCACGGAUGAAUUGGAGGCUGAACGGAAAAAAGGACAGGACACGAACAAACUGAGGGCCGAUUUUGCUUCUCUCAAAGUUAAAACUGAUAAUUUGAGUCGAAAAUUUUCCGAUGCUAAUACACAAAAUGCUUCAUGCAAAGAACAGAUUAAGGAUUUAAAAAGUCAAGUUGAGUUUCAUUCCGAAGAGAAAAAGAAUCUUUUGAAAGAACUGGACGUUCAACGAAUGUCACUGAAAAAAUACUAUCAAUCGCAGCUGGAAGACGUUGUAGCUGAUAAGUUGAAGGAAUUUCAGAAACAGCUAUCGUCGGUAGAGGAGCAUCUCAAAACGGAUGCCAAAAAGAAGGAAAGGCUUUUGGCAGAACGUGCUAUCAAACAGAUCGAAAUGAUUAAUAAUGCCAAUGAACAAGAAAUCAAACUGCUCAAUGAAAAAUACGAUGAACAAGAGGCUCUCUAUCGUUUACAGCUAACCAAUUCAUCGAAAACCAUCCAUGAAUUGGAAGAAAAACUAGCUUCCUAUCAAAAUCGGAGGGUUGACAUCGCCUCACAACUUCAUUCGAUAAUGGAAGCGCAAUGGCAAAAGGCCCUGGAGGUGUUAACGUCUCCAGCAAGGAAUGCCGGGCUUAACGAGAACGACACUUCAUUUCGGUUCAGCAAAUUAUCGGUCGAUCAUAUCGAUAAAGAUCAACUGGAUGGAGUAGGUGCCCUUAAAAGCUUUACUGACAAUUGCACAUCAUUUCAAACCCCAGUGAGCAGCCGACAUCACACCAAACAGAACAGUUGCGCGGAGAAAACUUCUCUCCCCCGGGAUUUACUUCACAACUACAUCGAAUUGCUACUGGAGAAAACUCCUAACGAUUUGAAAGAAUUGGAAACUGUUUUGACGAGCUGCCGUAAGGAAACGAAAGGAAGUCAUGAAAAAGUUCAAACGGGCAACAAACAACACGCGGGAUCGACCACUAGCUUGAGUCAGCUGAGUAGAACGAUAGGAAAACCACCGAGGCCUUGGAAGUGAUAUUUAAGAUUUUCAUAUUUUGUACAUAUAUUGGCUAAGUUAGUAUAGUUGAUAAUGAAGGGUAUAUUAUUUUUACGCAAA